This is a messenger RNA of Drosophila persimilis, 1601 nucleotides long. RefSeq lists its product as uncharacterized. Bases 1 to 1218 code for a protein of 405 amino acids. Lineage: Eukaryota; Metazoa; Arthropoda; Insecta; Diptera; Drosophilidae. Gene Ontology annotation, cellular component: membrane. Gene Ontology annotation, biological process: sodium ion transmembrane transport. The transcript has a single exon. The record is from RefSeq and is a predicted model, not a curated record.
AUGAUCGCUCUCGUCGUGGCCGUCAUGUCCUUUGCGGCGCCCAAGUUUAUCAUAGCUCGGGUGCUGGACUCGCGCCUGGUGGGCACCAUGGUUGUGACGGCCCUGGUCUUUGAGCUGAUCGCCAUAACUUGGAUCUACGGAGCCAAGAACAUCUACACCGAUCUGGAGUUCUCCAUCGGUCGGCCCAUUUUCAAGGUCUGGAUGUUUCUUUGGGUCACAUGUCCGGCCGUUCUGACGGGCAUCCUCGUCUGGUGGUGUGCCGACGACGACCAGUAUGAUCUGCUGGCGGAGUACCUGCCGCGCUGGGCUCCCAUACUGUUCGUCCUGGCCGUGAUCCUCAUCAUUGCCUGCAUCCAGAUCUUCCGCCAAGUGGAGUACAACUUCUUCGGCAUGAUCUGUGAAGCCUCCAAGCCGGCCAAGGAGUGGGGUCCCGCAGAUCCCCUGGCCCGUCACUCAUGGAAGCAAUGGCGCUCUGUCUGCCAGGACACGGGCCGGCGGGACUUCACCCUGCGCCGACGCGGCACUCGCGACUACACGCACUCCAUCAAAAAGGGGCAGUACUCGGGUGCCCAGAAAUACGGCGUCCAGAACGGCGGGCAGACGCAGACACCGAUGCACCAGCCCCACUGGAAAUCCUCCACCCCGGGCAACAGUUCGCCCAACUACAGCGGCUCCAUGUUCGGGGACUCAGCCAUCGAGGAGGACAUCAGCGUGGACAAGUUUCCGGGCAUCACGCAACAGCAGUAUGUGCCAUUCCAAGCCAAUGAUGCCAAGCCGAUGAGGUACUCUCAGCGGAUGCGCCAGACGGCCCAGCCCCAGACCCUGACACGGCUGCCUCCACCGACACCGGCGGGGGGUACCACAGUGGAGAAGCACAGCGAGGUAGUCUACAUCCGGCGCCUAUCCGAUGGAGGCACCGGCUCCGGCCACGCCACCCGCAUCGAGAUUUCGCCCUCCAACGAAUCCAUCACAUACGGGAACGGCAAGACCAACAACAACUCGGCCUUGGCCAUGUCCAGGAAUCCGCUGGGCCGUUCCACGGGCUGCCUAGUACCCAGCCAGCCGCCACCACCGCCCAGAGUCCAUAUCAAGCGGUCGGCCAGCUCAGUGGUCAAUGUAAACGGCAAGCUGCCACCGCCGACAUCCGCCGCGGCCGGGGAUCACAUUUGCUGGCGGAAGUUCAACGUCAAUCCAGAAGAGUAUUCCACGGAACUGUGAACCGAAGGACGGAAGCGCAAGGAGCGCAUGGAGAGGAGGAGAAAACGAAGCAUUCACAUUCAAAAAGACUUGUUGCAUCCAAAAGAAACGUAUCUGUAUCUGUAAGCUGUACGAGUAUUGCAUCUGAAGCACAGACCUAUCGAUAAGCUACGAAUAACGAAUUAUGCCCAUAUGCAAAGUGUAUCUUCUAGUUCCGAACUGUACAUAGUGAAAGAGCAGAGCAUUCCUAGAUAUAGUUCUACGAUCUAGUUCCUUAGCGUAAGUCGAGAAAAUUCCGUUGUCAUUACCCAUCUGGAAAGGAAAGUAGAGGAGGAGUAACUGGAGUAGAUCAGCACUGGUCUACACAUAGUCUAAGCACUUGAUAUGUAACCAAUUUACCAUUA